AGCAGGAGGGGCAAGAACCCGGCCGCAGCAGCAGGGGUGCACCACACUCCUCUCUCUCUAUCUCUCUCUCUAUCUCUCUCUCUUUCUCCCUCCAUGCCCUCUCCCAACGCCUGCUCAGUUGGAGCUGCUCUCUGCUGGAUCUAAGUCUCGUCUUCUCGCUUGUGAAGUCUUUUUGACGUUUUUUCCUGGGGUCGCGCCACGGGCAGGAUCAGGAUGCGUGGUGUUGGAGCGCUGUGCCUGCCCGUCCUGCUGCUGGUGUCGUGCCUGCUGCCUGUGACGCACGGCCAGUGGUGGAGGCUGUUUGUGCGCAAGGUGGAGGCCACGCUGGCCCCCUCGGCCACCACAGAGCUGCCCACUGUCGUGGGCACGGAGCCAGCUGUGGCUACCACUACCACACUGGGGCACAUGCUGACCACCACCCUGGCCCUCCUGGAGGAGACGACCAGCAGCAAGCCCAAAGCUAGGAAGAGACCGCUCAAAAUGUGGAAGAGUGAGCGAGGCUCCAAGUCUCACCUGGACCUGACGGAGCUGAUCGGCGUGCCUCUGCCUCCGUCCGUGUCCUUCGUCGCCGGCUACGAGGGCGUGGCCGCCUUCAGCUUCGGCCCCGACGCCAACAUCGGACGCCUCACCAAGAGCUUCGUGCCGGACCCGUUCUUCCGGGACUUUGCCAUCAUCGUCACCGUGAACUCCACGAACGCCCGGGGCGGCGCCAUCUUCGCCAUCACGGACGCCCAGCAGCGCGUCGUGCAGCUGGGCCUGGCCCUCACGCCGGUGGACGACAACACGCAGAGCAUCGUGCUCUACUACACCGACCAGGGGGCUUCGGAGACGCAGCAGGUGGCGUCCUUCAAGGUGCCCGUCAUGCACCGCAAGUGGACGCGCUUCACGCUCACGGUGCAGGACCAGGAGGUGCGGCUCUACAUGGACUGUGAGGAGUUCCACACGGCCACCUUCCGCCGGGGCCCACAGCCGCUGCAGUUCGAGCCCAGCUCGGGCAUCUUUGUGGGAAACGCCGGCAGCACGGGACUGGAGAAAUUUACGGGCUCCAUCCAGCAGCUGGUGAUCAAGCCAGACCCUCGCGCAGCAGAGGAGCAGUGCGAAGAAGACGAUCCUUAUGUGUCGGGCGAUGGAAGCGGCUUUGAUGGCCUUGAUGACAGAGAGGGUGAGGAGGAGAUGCUGAAGAGAGAGGAGGCAGAGAAUAAUAAGUACACGCCAACAAUGCCUGAAGCACCAGUGCGGGCCCCUCCAACGGUGGGCCCUGUGGUAGAGGACGAUGAGCUGUCUGGACACUCUGGACACCUGGUGCCUACAGAGGACACCUACCCCACACAGGAGGUGCUGCUGGGAGGGCAUGGCACUGAGGAACUUGGAGAGCGGUCAGGUGAUGGUCCGAUUGGCCAGGGGCCCAAAGGGGAGCGUGGGGACCCGGGUCCUCGUGGCCUUCCAGGUCCUCCCGGGCCCCCUGGCCCCACCAGCGCCUCAAGAGCAGGAACCGCGUCUGGGCAGCCGGGGCAGAGGGGGCCCCAGGGCCCUGCUGGGGUACCAGGGAACCCAGGAAGACCUGGGAAGGAUGGCGUGCCUGGUCGCAAAGGACAAGAUGGAAUGCCAGGCCUGAGAGGACCAGCUGGGACUCCUGGAUUAGCUGGGGAGAUUGGAGCCAAGGGUGACAAGGGUGAGCCUGGAGUGGGUUUGUACGGCCCCCCGGGGCCACCCGGACCUCCUGGACCACCAGGCGAACGCGUGUUCUCCAGCGCAUCCAGAUAUCCGGAUGCCAUUGAUGCAUACGGCUCUGGAUUCGGAGACUUUGACAGCGAUACAGAAAUUAUCAGAGGUCCCCCUGGUCCUCCCGGGCCACCAGGGCCCCCUGGGCCCCCAGGCCCGCUCACCCCACCUGAGGCCCUGCUACCUGGGCCCCCGGGCCGGCCCGGAGCCCCUGGAAAGGAAGGACCCGUGGGUAAACCAGGCGUGCCUCGCCUGGUGUUUGAGGAAGUAGAGGACCUUAGUGGUUCUGGGUCGGGCUCUGGGUUUGGAUCGGACUUUUCGUCCGGCUUUGGUUCCGCGUUUGAAUCUGGGCUUGGUUCCGGAGAAGUAUUGCCCUGGCUCUCUCAGGGUCAUGACGGUUUCCCAGGUCCACGUGGUCCCAAAGGGUUUAAGGGAGAGCGUGGAUUAGCAGGACUACCUGGGAAAAAGGGUGACUCGGGUGAGGACGGAGCGGUCGGCUUACCUGGGCCGGCAGGUCCGAUGGGCUCUCCCGGCCUACAGGGACCUCCAGGGCCACCCGGCCCACCAGGGACCUCAGGAAAUGGCAUCACUCUUGAGGACUUGGAGGGUUCAGCCAAUGGCGGCCUCAUUGGCGGUGGUAUUUUGCGUGGAGCUCAGGGUCUUCCUGGUCUUCCAGGUCCCAUCGGUCCUCAGGGCCUACCUGGGCCAGUUGGACCACCUGGUUUGACUGUUAAGGGAGAGCGUGGCUCGCCGGGGCCAGAUGGUGAGCGAGGGGUGGCCGGCCUCCCUGGCACGCGGGGAGCGAAAGGAGACAAAGGAAGCCCGGGGCCAAAGGGGGAUCCAGGUCAGGACGGCCAGAGCAUCGCCGGUCCACCCGGGCUUCCCGGGCCUCCAGGACCCAUCAUCAGCCUGCAGGACCUCCUGCUGAACGACACAGAGGGCAUAUUUAACUUCACAGAAAUCCGCGGGCCGCCCGGGCCAAGGGGCCCAGAGGGUCUGCCAGGCAAAGCUGGAUUCCCCGGCCCAAGAGGACCAAAGGGCGAUGUUGGGUUGCCAGGUGUGAAGGGACCCCCGGGGCUGAAGGGCGAGAAGGGUGAGCCCGGGGUCACCAUCGCGGCAGACGGCUCUCUAGUGACGGGCAUGAGGGGCCCCAGAGGCCCCAAGGGACUCAAGGGUGAGCGUGGCCUUACAGGAGAGGCUGGAAUCAUGGGACCACUCGGGCCACCUGGGCCAAAGGGCGAGUAUGGAUUACCUGGUCGACCGGGUCGACCUGGAAUGGUGGGACUUAAAGGAGACAAAGGGGAUGCUAUUGGUUUGCAAGGACCCCCUGGUCCUCCUGGACCUCCCGGCCUCCCUGGUCGCAUCCUCGGGCUCAACGGAACAGUCUUUCCAGUCCCUCGUAGACCGCACUGCAAAAGACCACCUGGCACCAGUCUGGAGGCAGUAUUAGGGGCGAAAGGGGAGAAAGGCGAUAUGGGCCUCGCAGGAACCCCGGGGGCUCCACUGCCAGAUUACGUGUUCAUGAAAGGUUUUGCGGGUGAUAAAGGAGACAGUGGCUACAAGGGGGAGAAGGGAGACAGGGGAGACCCCGGCCCCGUUGGUCCUCCAGGCCCACCUGGCAGGUCUGGCCUCGUGGGACCCAAAGGAGACACGGUUGUCGGCCCACCAGGUCAGCCCGGUGGCCCUGGCCGGCCGGGACAGCCUGGCUUUGGGAGGCCCGGCAGACCUGGACCCCCCGGACCAUCUGGACCUCCUGGGUCAUCCCGGGAUUAUGGCACAGCUGUGAGCGUCCCUGGGCCUCCAGGUCCUCCCGGGCUUCCCGGAGCUCCUGGCUACGGAGCUGCUGUGACCGUGUAUAAAACUGGGCAGGCUCUGCUCAGGGAGACCCACAGGGCGUCGGAGGGAGCCAUGGCGUACGUCUCGGACAAGGGCGAACUCUACAUCAGAGCGCAAGGAGGAUGGAGGAAGAUUCAGUUGGGCGAGCUCAUCCCCAUCCCCUCCGACAGCCACACGGCUGCUGUCUCACAUGGCCUCAGCAGGCCAGGCGACCGCAGCACACCCCGGUUACACAGCCAGGAGCUGACAAGUUACCAGCCAAGUCACAAUGUUCUCCCACAUACGGCCUACUCUGUUCCUGGGCUGCACCUCGUGGCCCUGAACGCGCCGGCUACGGGAGACAUGCGGGGCAUCCGGGGGGCGGACUUCCAGUGCUACCAGCAGGCGCGCGCCCGGGGGCUCACCUCCACCUACCGCGCCUUCCUCUCCUCGCACCUGCAGGACCUGGCCACCAUCGUUAGGAAGGCCGACCGCGCCAACAUGCCCGUGGUCAACCUCAAGGGAGAGAUCUUAUUCAACAGCUGGCUGUCUAUAUUCUCUGGAGAUGGAGCUUCGUUUAAUCCCCAGAUUCCAAUCUACUCUUUUGAUGGCCGAAAUGUUAUGACAGAUCAGACUUGGCCCCAGAAGCUGGUGUGGCACGGCUCCAGCACUGUGGGCAUUCGCAUGACCACCAACUACUGCGAGGCCUGGCGGGCGGGCGACGUGGCGGUGACGGGCCAGGCCUCCCUGCUGCAGACCGGCCGUCUGCUCGGCCAGCACACCCGCAGCUGCUCCAACCGCUUCAUCGUGCUCUGCGUCGAGAACAGCUACGUGCGCGACCCCCGGCAGAACUGAGGGCCCCCGUCCUGACCUACCGUCCGUCCCUGAUCCUCCAUCCCCCAAAUCCAAUUCCCACUCCCACCCUCUCCCUCGUCUCCCUCACCUCAGUAGACUCGCCCAACCCCACCUCCUCUGCACUCCAUCCAGCUCCCAAAACCUUACGCACCGUCUUCCUUCGUUCUUUAUGUCCUCUUUCCCUCCCUCUCCCCUUCUCAUGCCAUCCCUCCUUCCCUCCCUGAAUCAGUCCCUUUCCAAGAGUAGCUCUGAGCUGGCCUGCAGAGGAGAACAUAAUCAUUUAGCCUGUCCUGCCCUCCUCCCCAGCCGCCCCUAAAUAAUGCAUCCUCAGAGGAAGAUUCCAGAAGAAAAAUGGCACUGCUCCCCCCCCACCCCCCCCCAGCCCAGCCCAGAAUUUUUUUUCCCGAGGAGAAAAGAGGUGUAAAUAUGUGUAAAUUGCUUCCUGAUACCACACCAUCCCUCCAUAACACACACCGUGACUUGCUGACUGAUGGAAUGCCAAAGAAGUGAUACCUCAGCCAGAAAUCAAUCCAUGCCACCCUCUGCCGCUCCAGACCCCGCCCGGCCUGGCCCGGCCCGGCCCGGCCCACUCGCUCACUGUAGUAGGGAUGCACUGAAGCUCUCCUCGUCGGAGAUUAGCUUGCAGAGAGUAGCGGCUCAGCUAAGGUCUUUACUUUCCCUGCAUUCACCCGAGAGUCCUGUAUUAGUCUAGUGCUGCGUGAACUGCCCAUUAAAACAUUAUUCCCUGUGUUGAUA
Engraulis encrasicolus (European anchovy) is the source of this 5148-nucleotide messenger RNA. RefSeq names its product collagen, type XV, alpha 1b (gene col15a1b). The record is from RefSeq and is a predicted model, not a curated record. The transcript has 43 exons. Bases 214 to 4392 code for a protein of 1392 amino acids. Lineage: Eukaryota; Metazoa; Chordata; Actinopteri; Clupeiformes; Engraulidae. Gene Ontology annotation, biological process: extracellular matrix organization. Gene Ontology annotation, molecular function: extracellular matrix structural constituent conferring tensile strength.